AUGACGGAUAUCGCUAAUCUACAGCAACAGGACAGCAGCAGCUAUAGUGGCGGCGACGGUGACGGUGAUCUGGCCAGUGGCACCAUGAGUGGAUUCGACCAAAAUCAGGGCCCGGUUGCGGGUGAUGAAGGCAACGCAUCACUGUUUAUACGCCUACGCGGGCUGCCGUGGAGCAUCACGGAGGAAGAGAUACGCAACUUUCUGCACGGCGUCAACAUACUGCAGGUUCAUAUUGGCGUAAACCCGAUGACCAAGCGACAAACCGGCGAAGCGUACAUUCGUGUCGCGUCCGUUUCCGAUCGUCACAAAGCGUUCUCUCGGAACAAGCAAACGAUCGGUCACCGGUACAUUGAAUUCUUCAAUGCCACCGAGGAGCAGUACGAAAUGUCGCUCCAGGAGCUGGAUGACGACGAGGAGGGUGGUCCGGUGGUGAAGCUGCGCGGUCUACCCUGGACCAGCACCAAGGACGACGUGAAAGCCUUUUUCCAGGGCUUGACGAUUAAGAAUGGCUAUAAUGGGAUACUUUUGCUACUGGACAACCUGGGACGGGCAUCUGGGGAGGCGAUUGUAGAGUUUACAACCGAGGCCGAAGCUGAAGCGGCCAUGGGAAAGCACAAAGAGAAGAUUGGGAACAGAUACAUCGAGCUUUUCCGCAGCAGCACUCGUGAAAUGAAGCGCGCGGAAAAGCGCCUGCGACGCAUGACACCAUAUGGGCGAAACGAUCGCAACUCGGGUGGAGGCUAUUCACAGAUGUCCGAUUCUGUUUAUGGUCAAGAUUAUUCUGACAAUACAAUGGGAUCGGGAGGAAACAUGAGUGGCGGCUGGAAUGAUCGUUCCAACGGCGGUUAUGGCAACGGCGGCAGUGGAUACAAUCCCAGUUCGAACAACAUGGGUCAAAUGUACUCCCCGGGAAACAAUGGCAACUCGGGUUCGGGUCUUUCCAACAAUUUGGGUAACAUCGACAUCUUGCGCCUGUUACAGGAUCAGCUAAUAGAUCGAGGUGGUGGCACCAACUACGGCUCGGGACGUAGCGGAAGUCCUUCCGGUGGUGGUAUGAACAGCGGUGGUGGUGUUAGCGUAGGUGCGAACAGCUACAGCACUAGCGCCGGCUAUGGUUCCGGAUCGGGUGGUAAUUCCGGCGGUGGCGAUAUGCAAUCCAUGAUGGGCAUGGACCGUGGAGGAGGCAGCAGUGGCAGCUAUCGUACCGCGGGACCGAUGUCCAACAGCUACGGUGGUGGCUACUCGUCGGGUAUGGGAAGCGGCAAUAGUUCCAACAUGGGUUCUUACAACAACAGCAGCUACGGGUACGGUUCCGGCGGUGGUGGUGGCAACUACGGUUCGAUGAACAAUUACGCCAACAAUGACUUUGCGGGUGACGAACCGAACCUGUACUGUGUGCAUAUGCGCGGCAUGCCGUUUAGCUGCGACGAGCAGGACAUGCACGAUUUCUUCAUGCCGCUACGGCCGGUGAAAUGCGUCGCGCAGCUGAACAGCCGCAAACGCCCGUCCGGCGAAGGUGAUGCCUACUUCGAAACGAAGGAGGAAGCCAUCAAAGCGAUGCGAAAGGAUAAGGAAAAGAUGGGCUCCCGGUACAUCGAGUUAUUUGCCGGCCAGCGUCACUUCGGCACCGGUACCGGUAGCGUCGGCGGUGGCAGCCUUGGCGGCAUGGGAGGCAACCAAUUCCCGAAGAAGUACUUUAACUGA
This is a messenger RNA of Anopheles marshallii, 1704 nucleotides long. It is a transcript of the gene glo, whose product is annotated as heterogeneous nuclear ribonucleoprotein H3. The record is from RefSeq and is a predicted model, not a curated record. Gene Ontology annotation, biological process: regulation of RNA splicing. NCBI's taxonomy places the organism in Eukaryota, Metazoa, Arthropoda, Insecta, Diptera, Culicidae. Gene Ontology annotation, cellular component: ribonucleoprotein complex; nucleoplasm. The transcript has 5 exons. The coding region runs from base 1 to 1704 and encodes 567 amino acids. Gene Ontology annotation, molecular function: RNA binding.